Messenger RNA from Mesocestoides corti, 2391 nucleotides. The record is from the annotation of a GenBank genome assembly. Lineage: Eukaryota; Metazoa; Platyhelminthes; Cestoda; Cyclophyllidea; Mesocestoididae.
AGUAUAUCCCAGGGCUUAAUUUACAUGGACUACGUUAACGACUUUAUAACCGAGAAAUUCGAUCGACGCUCAACCGUCGCGUUUCCAGGAAUGGAGGGUAAGUACGUGGCAAAGGGCCAGUUCUCGGGGAAAGCGAUUGGUGUGCUUAGCAGUGGAGGUGAUGCCCAAGGCAUGAACUCUGCCAUCCGUGCGGUUGUCCGAAUGGGUCUUUACUGCGGUUGUCGAGUUUUCUUUAUUAAAGAGGGUUACCAGGGUCUCGUUGAUGGCAAAGACAACAUUGUAGAAGCAUCGUGGGCUGAUGUCUCUGGAAUUGUGCAGCUGGGAGGCACGGUGAUAGGGUCAGCACGUUGCAUGGAAUUCCGUGAGAAGGCCGGUCGCGAGAAAGCCGCCUUGAACCUCGUCAAAAACGGCAUCCACAAUCUCGUUGUCAUUGGCGGUGACGGCUCACUAACCGGUGCUAACCAGUUCCGAGUUGAGUGGAACAGUCUCCUGUCUUCGCUAGUGGAUAAACAACUCAUUACACCCGAGCAGCACACGAAGCACGAGCAUCUCAACAUUGUUGGCAUUGUUGGUAGCAUUGACAACGACUUUUGCGGGACUGACAUGACCAUCGGCGCUGAUACUGCCCUUCAUCGGGUGAUUGAGGCUGCCGACGCCAUUACGACCACCGCCUCGUCGCAUCAGCGCUGCUUCAUUCUGGAGGUGAUGGGUCGCAACUGCGGCUACCUCGCCCUUCAGUCUGCUCUCGCCUCGGAAGCCGAUUGGGUGUUCAUCCCUGAGGUCCCGCCCGACGACAAUUGGCCCCAGAACCUCUGUUCCAAGGUCAAGAGGAAUCGCGAGCGAGGUCAGCGCGUCAGCAUAAUAAUGGUAGCAGAGGGCGCAGCCGACCGCCAAAACCAGCCAAUCACGUGCGAGGCAGUGAAGAAGCUGAUGGUGACAGAGCUGGGCUUGGACACGCGUAUCACUGUGCUGGGUCAUGUGCAGCGUGGCGGUCGACCGUCGGCCUUCGACCGCGUCCUCGGCAUUCGCAUGGGCGCGGAGGCUGUUCUCGCCCUCAUGGACGCCGACAAGGAUCCCGAUAUGCCGGCCUGCGUGAUCACGCUCGUGGGCAACCAGACUGUGCGUCUGCCGCUGAUGCACUGCGUCGAAAAGACUCGUUCAGUGGCAGCCGCCAUCGCAAACCAGGACUUUGAACAGGCGGUGUACCUCCGUGGACGUGCUAGCAGGCCCACAACCCUAACGUGUGCGCUUUGUGGUGUUCAGGCGAAGCUGCGCGUCGGCGUGGUGAACGUGGGUGCCCCGGCAGGCGGGGUGAACGCGGCGAUGCGCAGUUUCACGCGUCUCGCCAUCACCAAGGGCUACCGUGUGAUGGGCAUUCUCGAGGGCUUCCGGGGUCUGGUGAACGGCGAGGUGCGCGACAUCCGCUGGGACGACGUCAGGGGCUGGGUCGCUCAGGGCGGCUCCAACCUCGGAACUCGACGUCCGACCCCCAGGGAAGUUGGCAUGGAGAAUGUGGCGGCGAAGCUGAGGGAAUACAAAAUCAGUGGGCUUCUUGUGAUUGGGGGCUUUGAGGCCUUCGAGUGCAUGCUCGAACUGGUGGAGGGACGCAGCCAGUUCAAGGAGCUCUGCAUCCCGAUGCUCAUGAUCCCCGCCACCAUCAGCAACAACGUGCCUGGAACCGACUUCUCCCUGGGCGCUGACACCGCUCUCAACGAGAUCACCCUCGCCAUCGACAAGAUUAAGCAAAGCGCCACUGGUACGAAACGGCGUGUCUUUGUCGUAGAGACGAUGGGCGGCUUCUGCGGUUACCUAGCAACCCUAGGGGCUGUGGCAGGAGGUGCUGACGCCGCCUACAUCCACGAGGAGUCCUUCGGCAUCGACGACCUGCGAGAGGAUGUCAUCCACCUGCGCGCCAAGAUGGCCUCGAACGUCCAGCGUGGUCUUGUUCUGCGAGCCGAGUCCGCCAACAAGAACUACACCACCGACUUCAUCCACAAACUGUACACGGAGGAGGGACAGGGCAUUUUCGAUUGUCGAAUGUCAGUGCUGGGACACAUUCAACAGGGCGGAGAGCCAUCACCGUUUGACCGCAUUCUCGGCAUCAAGUUGGGAUGUCUGGCGAUUGAGUGGUUGGACAACCAAAUGAACACCUACCUCACUGCCGAAGACACCGUGGUCACAACGGACGAGGAUACGUGUGUUCUCCUGGGCUUGGUACGGCGGUCCUACGAGUACACGCGCGUCGGCGAGCUGAGGAAGGCCACUGACUUCAAGCACCGCGUGCCGCGCGACAACUGGUGGAUGAAUUUGCGUCCGCUGAUGCGCAUCAUGGCGAAACACGAGAGCCUCUAUGAGUCAGAGAGCAUCAUGCUGGGCGCAGACCGCAUCUAG